UCAAGUUGCGUGUCGGUCAGAAAUCGAAUCACAUUUUCAUGUACGCUCACAUGUCAAUCUAUUUUAACUUUCACCGUGAAUUUCUUGGUUAACUGACGCAAGAAAUGUUACAUUGCGCUAGGUCAACGAUUUUUUUUUCUGAAAGAUGGUUGAAACAAAGAGUGACUUAGCUACUGAGGAGAAUGCUCCACCAAAAACUGCUAAGCAAUUGGAGAAAGAGGCUAAAAAACUUGCUAAACUAGAAAAGUUUAAACAAAAGCAGGACAAGAAAGAGACUAGCUCCGAGGUGACAACUAAACCAAAAGAAAAAAUUGAGAAAAUUGAGAAAAAGAAAGAGGCUAAGGACUCGGCUCUGUAUACUAUCGAGACUCCGGUGGGCUCUAAGAAAGAUGUCUCCUGUUCCAUGCCUGAUGCUUAUAGUCCGCAAUAUGUCGAAGCAGCCUGGUACUCUUGGUGGGAAAAAGAGGGUUUUUUUAAACCAGAAUAUGGAAGAAAAUCGAUUUUGGAAGAAAAUCCAAAAGGGAAAUUUGUCAUGGUUAUUCCACCGCCCAAUGUCACAGGAGCUCUUCAUCUUGGUCAUGCAUUAACAAAUGCUGUGGAAGAUGCCAUAACAAGAUGGAAUCGCAUGAAGGGACGCACAACCCUUUGGAAUCCGGGUUGCGAUCAUGCUGGUAUUGCUACUCAAGUGGUUGUGGAGAAGAAACUUUGGCUCGAAGAGAAAAAGACGAGACACGAUCUUGGGAGGGAAAAGUUUGUUGAAAAAGUCUGGGAAUGGAAGAACGAAAAAGGUGACAGAAUUUAUCAGCAACUAAGAAAACUGGGAAGUUCUUUCGAUUGGGAAAGAGCUUGUUUCACGAUGGAUCCAAAACUGUGCCGUGCAGUGACAGAAGCAUUCGUUCGUUUGCACGACGAGAACGUGAUUUACCGUAGCAAUCGUUUGGUGAAUUGGUCAUGCACCUUGAAAAGUGCUAUAUCGGAUAUCGAAGUUGACAAAGUUGAGUUGACAGGCAAAACAGCGUUAACGAUUCCUGGAUAUAACGAGAAAAUCGUGUUCGGUGUUUUGGUACAUUUUGCCUACGAAGUCGAAGAUUCUGAUGAAAAAUUGAUCGUCGCUACGACUCGUAUUGAAACGAUGCUCGGUGACACUGCCGUUGCUGUUCAUCCAAAAGAUUCUCGCUAUUCUCAUCUCGUUGGAAAAUACGUAAAACAUCCAUUCUGCGAGAGAAAAAUUCCUAUUAUCGCUGACGAUUUUGUUGAAAUGGAAUUCGGCACCGGGGCUGUGAAAAUAACACCUGCCCAUGAUCCCAAUGAUUAUGAAGUCGGCAAACGCCACGAUUUACCUUUCAUCACUAUUUUCGAUGAUGAUGGAAAUAUUACCGGAAACUGCGGCAAAUUCACGGGUAUGAAGCGAUUCCAUGCGAGAAAGGCUGUAUUGGAAGAAUUGACAAAACUGAAUCUUUUCGUCGAAAUAAAAGACAAUCCAAUGGUAGUGCCAAUCUGCAGUCGUUCCAAGGAUGUUGUCGAGCCACUGAUAAAGCCUCAAUGGUACAUAAAAUGCGAUGACAUGGCUGCUAAUGCAAUGGAUGCUGUGAAUACCAACGAACUUAAAAUCAUACCGGAACAGUACAAAAAAACUUGGUUCCACUGGAUGGAAGGCAUUCGAGAUUGGUGCAUUUCGCGGCAGUUGUGGUGGGGUCAUCGUAUUCCCGCUUAUUACGUUUAUUUCAACGAUAAUGCAUGCUUCAAUGGCAAAGAUGACGAUCGCUGGGUUAGUGGGCGUAACGAGAAUGAAGCCAAAGAAAAGGCAGCAAAAAAAUUCAAUGUCGGCGUGGAUCAAAUAAGCCUCAAACAAGAUCCAGACGUUUUGGACACUUGGUUUUCCUCGGCGUUAUUCCCAUUCUCUAUUUUCGGAUGGCCAGACAAUACGGAAGAGCUCAAAGCCUUUUACCCUGGUACUCUGUUGGAAACUGGUCACGACAUCCUCUUCUUUUGGGUUGCACGAAUGGUAUUUUUCGGACAAAAGCUACUCGGAAAAUUACCUUUCAAGGAAGUAUAUCUUCACGCGAUGGUGCGCGAUGCACACGGUAGGAAAAUGAGUAAAUCGCUCGGGAAUGUGAUUGAUCCGAUGGACGUGAUUCGGGGCAUAAGUUUGCAGAAUCUUCACAAGCAACUGGAAAAUUCGAAUCUCGAUCCCAAGGAAUUGAAACACGCGAUCGAAGGACAAAAACGAGAUUAUCCACAGGGAAUUCCCGAAUGUGGUAGCGACGCAUUGAGAUUUGCACUUUGUGCUUACACGAGUCAAGGACGUGACAUCAAUCUCGAUAUAAUGCGCGUUCAGGGAUAUCGUUUCUUCUGUAACAAAAUUUGGAAUGCAACCAAGUUUGCGCUCAUGUAUCUCGGCGAUUUUCAGUACGAUGGCGACACUGAGAGAACAGACUUUAUGGAAAAAGAGAAUAUGAGAGUUGGCAGUAGGGAAUGGUAUUCGUCAACAUUGAGCGAAGCCUUCGUCCAGGAAGCGGUGAACGAUUAUUUAUCGGAUUAUCCGUAUUUGGACGGUUACACGCCGUCACAAGCGGAUGUAACGGUGUUCAAAGCUAUAAGCAAAAUGUCGAUUGAUUUACGGCAUAAGCCGCAUUUACGGCGUUGGAAAAAUCAUAUUAGCACGUUUAGCGGCGUUGAAAAAAUGGCUUUCCGACCGGAUAAUGGAGAGUUGUUCUCCCGUUGUUCUGACAUUACGAAUGGAAAACGCAAUGACGAUUUUUGCGCAUUUCAGCUCACUGGGAACGAAACAAACGUUGACGUGUGGAUGUUGUCAAGAGUUAGCCACGCAGCCAAAACUUGCGACGAAGGAAUGGCUCAGUACGACUUUACAGCAGCUACGACCGCUUGUUAUAAUCUUUGGCUCUACGAUCUUUGCGACGUUUAUUUGGAAUAUCUCAAGCCCGUCUUCCAAAAUGGUACUCCAGAGCAGAAAAUGGCAGCAAAAAGAGUUUUAUUCCAGACGUUGGACGUUGGUCUUCGUUUGUUGAGUCCUUUUAUGCCUUUCAUAACCGAGGAACUGUAUCAACGAUUGCCACGCACGAAACUCAAUUAUCCAAGCAUUUGCGUGAGUCCUUACCCUGAGGAAAGUGAGUGUCCUUGGAGAAAUUUGGAGAUCGAGAAAGACGUCGACUUUGCACAAAAAAUAAUAAAGAGCAUAAGAUCGGCGCGAUCGACUUACAAUUUACCGAACAAGACCAAAACCGAGGCUUACUUCGUGUGCACCGAUUCGGCGAUUCGAACAAAAGUUGAGAAUUAUAAUUCGUUGAUCGGAACUUUGGCAUAUUCGGUGGUCCAUCUGAGCGAGGCUCCUUCCGGUUGCGCAAUUAUCACAGUCACCGAUAAAUUGCAAGUUCAUUUGGUGCUCAAGGGUCUGAUUGACCCGGUAAAAGAACUUGAAAAACUUAGCAAAAAGGAAGAUUUGCUCGCUGGAGUUAUCGAGAAGUUGAAACAAGCCAUGUCGACCGACGAUUACGCUACUAAAGUGCCGCUCGACGUGCAGACGAGCAAUAAAGAAAAACUCGAAAAUAGUGAAGGCGAAUUGGAACGAUUGACCGAAGCUAUGCAAGCUCUACGAACGCUAAUUUAGUUCCCAACAUCAUUUAGUUUCCACAAUGAUGUAUACGUUUUUACGAUAAUAAAAACAUUCAUGAAUUUA
Venturia canescens is the source of this 3697-nucleotide messenger RNA. RefSeq names its product Valyl-tRNA synthetase (gene ValRS). The record is from RefSeq and is a predicted model, not a curated record. Gene Ontology annotation, cellular component: cytosol. The transcript is spliced from 14 exons. Gene Ontology annotation, biological process: valyl-tRNA aminoacylation. Gene Ontology annotation, molecular function: ATP binding; aminoacyl-tRNA deacylase activity; valine-tRNA ligase activity. NCBI's taxonomy places the organism in Eukaryota, Metazoa, Arthropoda, Insecta, Hymenoptera, Ichneumonidae. Bases 146 to 3628 code for a protein of 1160 amino acids.